Messenger RNA from Dermatophagoides farinae (American house dust mite), 3203 nucleotides. RefSeq names its product decapentaplegic morphogen (gene dpp). The record is from RefSeq and is a predicted model, not a curated record. Gene Ontology annotation, molecular function: growth factor activity; cytokine activity. Lineage: Eukaryota; Metazoa; Arthropoda; Arachnida; Sarcoptiformes; Pyroglyphidae. Gene Ontology annotation, cellular component: extracellular region.
GUUGUUGUUGUUCAGCUCUAAAAUAUUCAUUUUAACCUUGAAAACAUUCUUACAAAUAAUCAAAUAAGCUGUGGAACAAAGUAUUGAAUCCAAAAAUCAACGAAAACCAACAAAAAAAAAAUCUUCAUUUAACAACUAAUUUUGAUCCAAAUGCUUAAGGUCACAUAUAUUUGUCAUCGACAUGCUUGUCGAGGGCAGGGACAUAACAUUUUUCCUCCUGAAACGAUUGGCACAAAGCAUACCGGUUGCUUUUGCAUCAUCAUCAUUAUCAUCAACAUCUUCAUAUCCAUUGCCAUCGCUUUCAUUGAUUUGUUAUCCGGAUGUUUCGUCGCCGAUCAUAACCAAUCAUCACAACUGUGAAACAACGACAAAUAAAAUUGAUGCCCAACAGAAUCUGCUCAGUUUGUCCAAAGACAAAUCGAUUAUUAAGAAUCAAUCGUCAACAGAUCCAACAACGACAACAAGGUCUUUCAUCAAUCAUUCAUCGAUUAUUUCCCGUUCCAUUUGUAAAUUUCCACCACUACUUUCAACGUUUAUAAUUAUAAUUCAUUUGCUCAUAUUAAUUCCAUCAUCAACAGCAUCUUACACAUCGUCAUUCAAAUUGUUAUCAUCCAUUUUCAUUAACCUUUGUAUAAUAUUGUGCAUCAAAUAUUUAUUAUAUUUUUGUUUUGAUCAACUUAAAACAUCAUUAUCAUCAUUAUUGUUGCUGUUGUUGUCGUUUGUUCAUCAUCAUCAUCAUCAUCAUAAUCAUCAUUCAUUAUCAAACCAAAGUCAAAGGGUGAAUUAUAAUAAUCUGGUCAAAAUUGAAAGGACGGCGGCCGUAUCAUUAUUAUCAUUUUCAUUGUCUCGAAAACAAAUCAUACGAUUGAUUCUAAUUGCGAUGGUUUCGUUGACGAUCUUUCGUGCCGACGUUCAUCCAAAUCAUCAAUCAUCAUCACCAUUAUUAUUAUUAACAAAUAGAAUAUUCGUCAAUGCCGAAUCUGUAUCUGUUGCAUCUUCCGUAUUUGAUGAAUCAAGUCACAAACAAGUGAACGAUAAUGAUAUACAUUCCAGAAAUACUAAUGGAUCACCAUUAUCGCUAUCAUCAUCGAUAAAAUUCGAUAGUGAGCAUUUUCAACGUGUUGAACGACAAUUUUUAAGCAUGAUGGGCAUAUCGAAAAGACCAAAUCCAGCCAAACAUCAUAAGGUACCUGAAUAUAUAAUUGAUCUCUAUAGGUGGUUUAAACAAAGUACCGAUCAAAUAGCACAUUCUAAACAAGAAGAUGAAUUAAAUAAUGAUCAAGAUGAUGAAAAUGUUGAUAAUAAAAUGCAAUCAAAUUCAUUGAUUGGUUUAACUACCGAGGAUUUGUAUGAUAUUCAAAAUUCGUUGCCUCAUAAUCACAAUGAUUAUGAUGGCCCUAUUGAACAUCAUCGUCUCAUACGACGGCGUCGAUCCACACAAUUCUCACGUGUGACAUUACAAGGUCCAUCAACAACAGUAAUUAGUCACAAGACAUCAUCAUUAUCAACACAUCUUACGACGUCUAUAUCUAAAGAAGAUGAUCAUGAAAAAGAAAGACCUGAAUCGCCGUCUAACAUUGACAAUAAGGACGCAAAUCAAAAAUAUUCAUCAAAACAUCAAACACCUAUAACUCAUCUGAAAUUUAAAAUCCAACUACCCAGUGAUGAAACAUUGACUGGAGCUGAAUUGCGUCUCUAUCGCCACUCUAUACAGGAACAUGAAUCAUCAUCAAAAAUACAGCCAACAAUAAUCGAUAAUGAUUUAACAAGAAAAAGUUUGUUAUCUGCGCAUAAUAAGUUCUGGCCAUCCACAUAUCAAUCAUUAUCGACGAUGGUAAAAUCGACUACUUUCGACAAUAGUCAUCCAAUAAUAUCGAAAGUUAAUAAUUCUCUCUCGAAUUCCGGUGAAGAGUAUUCAACACAUUCAUCAUCUGAUGUUAAUGAUAACCAUCGAUAUCUACAGCGUGUCAAUAUCUAUCAUUUAUUACGACCAUUAUCUAAAGAUGAUCAACAACAAAUGACAAGUGAGACCAUUCUGAAGAGAUCAAAAUUGAUUGAUACACAAGUGAUUGAUUUACGUGAUUCGGGUUGGCUUAGUUUUGAUGUAUAUCCAGCCGUUGAAUGGUGGCUAAAACAUCCAACGGAAAAUUAUGGCCUAUUGAUCACCAUUAAAGAUCUUGAUAACCGACGUGAAUCAUUAAAUUCCCAUUUGUUCGUAUUUAAUUCUGGCCAAGUGCAAUCGGCAACAAGUGAACAGCAAAAACAUCAACAACAGCCAGAAAUCGAUGAAAAUCAUGAAUGGCAUGAGCUACAGCCUUUGAUUAUAACAUUUUCAAAUGAUGCACAAACGCACCAACAUUAUCUUUUGAGUCAGGAAAAGCUAUUGAAUCGAUCUAAACGUGAACGAAAAAGAGGAGGAAGUGGAGAAAUGGGAAAUGGUCAAUCAAAUAAUUAUGGCCAACAACGAUCAAAGAAGAAAAAUCAUAAAAAUAGCUCCAGAAGACGUCAAUAUUGUCGCCGAUAUAAGAUGUAUUUCGAUUUUAAAGAUGUAGGCUGGAUGGAUUGGAUCGUUGCACCUCCUGGUUAUCAGGCAUUCUAUUGUAAAGGUGAAUGUUCAUAUCCGAUGUCACAACAGAUGAAUAAAACGAAUCAUGCCAUCAUACAAUCGCUAAUCAAUUCGGUCAAUCCUGCUGUCGUACCAGAGCCAUGUUGUAUACCUACUGAUCUAUCAUCUGUGACGUUACUAUAUCUGGAUCAUAAAGAAAAAGUGGUGCUCAAAAACUAUCCAAAUAUGGUUGUCGAAGGAUGUGGUUGUAGUUAGAAAAAAAUAAUAAUUCCAUAUGAGUUGGCAAAAAAAAACGGCGAAAAAAAUCUGAAUACCAUAAUAAGACAAUCUGAGAUAUAUUUUCUGUAUUAUUAUGAUUAUAAAAUUUUGAAUGGAAAAAAAAUGAUAAAUCUCAUUGUUCUUGUUCGAAACCUCCAUUUUGAAUCACAAAUUCACUACUAAUUAAAUUAUAAAUACGCAUGAAACACAAGCGUACCCACCUAAACCAAUGAAAUAAAUACAUCAAUUCCAUAUUAAAAAAAAAUGCACAGAUUAAGAAAAAGAUUUAUAAUCUUAUUCUCAUCAAUGAAGAAUCAUUAUCAUCAUCAUCAUCAUUUUUUCGAGUUAAUGAAGAAUAAUUCAAAAUAUAUUUUUUCGA